Miniopterus natalensis is the source of this 1267-nucleotide messenger RNA. RefSeq names its product FXYD domain containing ion transport regulator 3 (gene FXYD3). Gene Ontology annotation, cellular component: membrane. Gene Ontology annotation, biological process: regulation of sodium ion transmembrane transporter activity. NCBI's taxonomy places the organism in Eukaryota, Metazoa, Chordata, Mammalia, Chiroptera, Miniopteridae. The record is from RefSeq and is a predicted model, not a curated record. Gene Ontology annotation, molecular function: sodium channel regulator activity.
CCUGACCCCCACUGCACUUUUCAGCUCCUCUCUCAGCCUUCGGUGCCAGCCUUUCUGCCCUGGGGCGAGCUGUGUACCCUGGGUGGGGCGUGGAGUAGGAGGGGACUGGGAGCCAGAGGCCCUGGUGGCAUCCCUGCAGCCCUGCUGAAGCUGGGCCUCCCCCACACCCUUCCAGGCCCGAGCUCCAUCAUGCAAGUGGCCCUGAGCCUGCUCGUCCUCCUGGCAGGCCUGCCUGCCCUGGACGCCAACGACCCAGAAGAUAAAAACAGUCCUUUUUAUUAUGACUGGCACAGCCUUCGAGUCGGAGGGCUCAUCUGUGCAGGGGUUCUGUGCGCCAUUGGCAUCAUCGUCGUCAUGAGUGGAAAAUGCAAAUGCAAGUUCAGCCAGAAGCCCAGCCACCGAACAGGGGACAGCCCACCUCUUGUCACUCCAGGCUCUUCCCAUAACUGUUGAGGAUGGAUCAACGACAGAACACAGAGGGCCUCUCUCUUCCCCCGAGUCCUGGUUCUGCACAGGAACCUAACUCCAGGAUGGAAUUCUGCCUCCUCUCCUCAGACCGCCUUGCCAGACCCCAUCUCACUUCUCACUGGAGGGGUCUCUUUGUUCAAUUUUUUUAUCUAAUAUGAUCUUACCUCCUCCCCAUGCAGUCUUGAGACUCUGUAUGUGUGCUUUGGAGUAGGAUUUGCGGGGCCAGGAGAAGGUAGACAUGCACUGGAAGCUGCCACAGAAGCUGGCAGCUGAAUCUCUUAGUUGGGAAAAGCCCAAAGGCCUAUUCCCUCAUGACCUGGUGAAUGGCAUGGGGUCUGUCCUCUGCCUCUGUGGCCACAGGAGCCACAUGUGCAAUUUAAAUUUUCUAGUAUUCCUAAGAGGGACAUCUUUGAGAGUGAAAGGGAGUAGUAGCCACAUGAAAUGCUAGGACACUCAGGUGGACACGGAUCAUCCUGCCAUGACAUGAGUACCCAGAUAGCUUAUCAUUAUGAUAGUAAGACCCUAAGACCCUUCCACUCACUGCUGAGACCCCACUUUAUUGCAGAAGACCCUUCCUAAUACUCAAAUGUUUCUGUGAGACCUUUAAAUAAUUCCCCAUAACAACCCUGAUAAUAUAAAGGCCAUAUGGUGUGAGAACUUCCAAUGAGCCUCAAACUCCCUUGAGACUCCCCAAACCCAAUAACACCUCCAAAUGUCCCCAAGAGUCACCCCUAACAUGCUUAAAAACCUUCAAAACACCCAAAAAGAGACUCCCAAUAAACCUGUGACCUGUUCCUAA